Molecule: messenger RNA, 1465 nt
Organism: Scophthalmus maximus (turbot)
Lineage: Eukaryota; Metazoa; Chordata; Actinopteri; Pleuronectiformes; Scophthalmidae
Gene: cldn15a
Product: claudin 15a
Exons: 5
Coding region: 206-874 (222 amino acids)
Biological process (GO): cell adhesion; bicellular tight junction assembly
Cellular component (GO): plasma membrane; bicellular tight junction
Molecular function (GO): structural molecule activity
Source: RefSeq, a predicted model, not a curated record
ACUGAACACAUCUCACAAGCACCGCACACUCUCUCACACACACACACACACACAAACACACAUACACUCAUCAAACCUCAUAAACCUCAUAAAACUCACCAAGCAUUUCUAACGAUCUCAAUUGAAUUAUCAAAAAAAAAAGAAAAGAAAAAAGUUUGGGAUCUGGAUAUACUUUUCGUUUGACUGCUGGACCAGAGGAGGGGAGAUGGAUCCGACCGUGGAAGUGGUGGCUUUGAUUUUGGGGUUCGUCGCGUGGGUGAUGGUGGGGAUCGCCCUGCCCAACCGCUACUGGAGGACCUCCACCGUCGACGGGAACGUCAUCACCACCUCCACCAUCUACGAAAACUUGUGGAUGUCCUGCGCGACAGAUUCCACCGGGGUCCACAACUGCAGGGAGUUCCCCUCGCUGCUCGCUUUGAAUGGUUACAUCCAGGCGUCUCGUGCCCUGAUGAUCUCUUCCAUAGUGUUUGGCUCCUUUGGACUGGUGGCGGCCCUGAUAGGAAUACAGUGUUCGAAGGCAGGAGGGGAUAACCAUGUUCUCAAGGGGAGGAUUGCUGGCACUGCUGGAGUCUUAUUCAUACUUCAAGGUCUGUGCACACUGGUGUCUGUGUCCUGGUACGCCUUCAAUAUCACCCAGGAGUUCUUUGACCCCUUCUACCCCGGGACAAGGUACGAAAUAGGAGAGGCGCUGUACAUCGGCUGGUGCUCCUCUGUGCUCGCCAUCGCCGGGGGGACCUGUCUCACCUGCUCCUGCAAACUGGGCACGGAGGAAAAAUACCCUUUGCCUUAUCAAACCAGGGGAACUGUAUAUUCUGGACCUGCUCCGACCAGAAGCGUGGCCGCCAGCACUUACGGCCGAAAUGCUUAUGUUUGAAGAUCAGCAGAACUAUGUUGAUCAAAUUUCUUACCAAUGACUGGGGGUGAACUUUGUCAUCACAUCAGUUUCUGUCGAUGCUCCCAACAGGUCUCUCUGUUUAGUUUGUGGAAGUUUUUUUUUAUGUCCAUGACUGAAGCUAUUGGUCCUUCAAAUGCUCCCUGACGGAAGCACACAGCGCUACCGAACUGUAUAUAACCACAAUAGCAAGUGUGAAUUCUGUAAAAAAAUGAAUCCAUUGACACAAUGUUGUAAAAGUUGUACAAAGCUGAGCUGCUUAUCACUGUUUUUAAGGCACAACCAUACUAGACGUUUGCAGUGAUUUUAUUUAUGUUCCUGUGAUGAUGUUGGCAUGAAUACAUAUUGAAUAUUGUCACUUAUUCAGAAAGAAAAUUCAAUCUUUUAUGAUUUCAUAUACACUUUUGGGCGAUUUGUACGGGGAAGGUCAAAAGUGUGACACUUCAGAUAUUUCUCUGUUGUUUUAUACAUUUAUUUUAGAUAGUACCUGUGUUAGACGGUGAGGACAAGUUUGUUGAGAUGAUAUUUCGUUUGUUUUUUACGUUCGCACACAAUAAAAUGUGUUAUACUUAA